AUUUUGCUCUUGGUUGCACAGCAGGGCAGGGCCACACAGUCACUGAAGAACUGCUGCAGCAGGACAUGAUGGUGCUUUGAGGACUACGCUACCAUAAAAUCCACCAUGAAUUUCAAUGGACUUCAACGCCAGAGCAGCCAAGAGAACUACAUUCUGGAUAAUACUUCAAGGAAGAAAAGUUCGCUGUGGUACCGGCGUUCACUGAGGGGAAACAAUGAUCGACACCGGCAGAACACAGGCUCUCUGCCCAGAGCACACAAGCACAAACAAAGCCUCUCCAACUCACUGGUUGAUUACUCUGACCCACAAAGGACCACGAUUGUACUGGAAAAGCAAGACAAUGAAACAUUUGGUUUUGAAAUUCAGACCUAUGGCCUGCAGCUGAAGGACAGCUCUGCAGUGGAGAUGUGCACGUUUGUGCGCAAGGUGCAGGAGGACAGCGCUGCUGAGUGUGCUGGGCUGACAGCAGGAGAUAUUAUCAUCACUAUCAACGGGGUCAGCAUUGAAGGAUCAUCUCAUCAGCACAUACUUGAUCUGAUAAGAGAAUCAACCAACAGUCUAAAGAUGGAGACUGUGUGUGGUAAUGUGGUGAAGCAGAUAGAGCUGGAGAAGAAGAUGAACCUGCUUAAGCAAUCACUACGCGAGAAAUUGAUGGAGCUGCAAGCACUUACAUUACAGGAAAAACGCCUAAUGCGAGGCAGCUUGAACAACAGCAGCAUCCACCUCUCAAUGGACUGUUCAUCAAUUCUGGGCUCCCCAAAAGGCCGCUGUGGCCGGCGGUUUUCUAGUGACAGUAGCUACAGGAGCGUGAUGACAGACGACAGUGACCAGGCCAGUGUGUUUGGGGAUCUGAACUCUCCCAGGCCCUGCAGUGCAGCCAGCACCACAGACGACGGCUGCUUCUUCUCCAGAGAUUUUCCUUCACAGGACAGCUCCAGCAGGUUUUCAUCGACUUCCAGCCACCAUCAUCAAUCACUCAGCCGCUCCAGCAGCUCCAGUUUGGCUGGCAGCAGCAGCUCCCUCUCUCCUUCCUGGGAGGAAACAAGGAUCUCCUCCUUGUUUGGUACCCUGCCCCGUAAAAGCAGGAGAGCCAGUGUUCGCAAACACAUCUUCAAGUUAAUUCCUGGACUCCAGCGAUCAGUUGAAGAGGAGGAGACAGGAACAAACACUUAGUGACAUGUUUCUCAUGCUCUGAACAAGUUGCAGAUUUACAGAAGACACUGUAAUGUGUUUCCCCAGACUUGAAAGGCUGGGUUAACCCUUUAAAAAAUAAUGCUAAACAUUUGCUUUUAAGGGAGCACAGAGAUGACAGACAUUGUGGCACUUGGCAUUUGUUAAUGUCAAAGUUUACUCAAGAGAGUCCUGAGACUUUAAGGUGAGCGUUGCUCACUGUUUGGCUUAGACUUAUGGUGGCACAAAAGCAUUAUGAAAAUGUAAAAUAUUCUCUGUUUGAACAAGUGUUUGAAUGAAUGUAUGCAUACAAGAUUGCAAUGUACAUUAGAUAAGAUUAUGUAUCCUACUAGCUUGAAUGAAGAACUGUUUGUUCCCUUGCCACAGUGUGAUCAGCAUUAAUCAUAUCAGUCUGAACUGCAGUAGCUGUAUUCAUGUAGCACCUUAAAUUUUAAAAUGAGACUACUGUGAUCUAAAUGAAUAUGAGAACCAUUCACUUUUCAAGUCAGAUAAACAUUUAAAUGGUACUUCUCUCACAUUCAGGUGCUGAAAAUCAAAACCAAAGCGCUACAUUGUAUAGAUGGCUGCUCAGCUCAAAACAGGAUGUGGGUACGAGAGGUACUACUUAACUAUUUCAUUUCCAAAAUUAUUUUCAGGCUGUACACAACUUGCUUGAACACUGAAACUGUUCAUGGUACAUUCUGAAUGUAUUGAAAAGUGUAUGUUUUAUUGUAGUGGCAAGAAAAUCCAUCUAUUUUAGAGAAUGUCAUGCUUUUUUGGGUCUCAAAUCCAGAUUAUAUGUAUGCAUAAAACUUUUUUUAAAUAAUAAACUUCUGAAGCCUUACAAACCCACCAGUGUUUUCCUCCAAUUAGCAGAUAACAAUGCACCCUCAUUCUAAAUUUUCAAUUUCAGUAGGAAAGGUGUGACUUAAAGAGUGAGUGGUAUCUUCAACCAAGUCCAGUUGCCCUUGAUUUUAACCUUCGUUGGAUAACUAUGACCUGGAUGACUGAGAAUUUUCAUAGAUACAUUGAAGAUUGCUGUGAUGAUGCAGAUAUUACACACAAUUUACUCGUAAACAGAA
Messenger RNA from Micropterus dolomieu (smallmouth bass), 2252 nucleotides. RefSeq names its product cytohesin 1 interacting protein. The transcript is spliced from 8 exons. Bases 106 to 1173 code for a protein of 355 amino acids. Gene Ontology annotation, molecular function: protein binding. The record is from RefSeq and is a predicted model, not a curated record. Lineage: Eukaryota; Metazoa; Chordata; Actinopteri; Centrarchiformes; Centrarchidae.